Molecule: messenger RNA, 1733 nt
Organism: Chrysoperla carnea
Lineage: Eukaryota; Metazoa; Arthropoda; Insecta; Neuroptera; Chrysopidae
Exons: 6
Coding region: 248-1582 (444 amino acids)
Source: RefSeq, a predicted model, not a curated record
UUUUUAGAGGUAGUCAUAUUUUAGCGUGUAUAUUUUGUGUUUGGAACGCGGGUAGGGCACGAACAUAAGAGUUGAUAUAAGUGUGGUUCCCAAAUAUUGCCGUGUGCGCAUUGUGCACAUGGCCUCUGUAAAUUGUUGUCAAAUGAUAUUAGAGGAUAUUGAAAAAUUUUAUCUGCAUGUCAUCUAGCAGCACAAAGUAAAAACGGCUAGCCGUAAUAACAAAGGAUAUCUAAAGUAUUAUUAUAAAAUGACCGGGUGUAAAAAGUGGUUGAAGUGCAAAAAAAAUAAACUACCAAAGCCCACCAUGAUAUCCAGAUCGUCGUUAACCGAAGUUACUCAACCAUUAUAUGAAAAUGAAUACAUGGCGAAUAAUGCUUCAACCUCCAAAAUCGUGCCUCAACCUUCGACACCAGUUAGUGGUUUAAAGAAAGAAAAUGAAAUAAAUAAUUUUGAUACUAUAAACGAUUACACCAUACAUAAAUCAGAUAGUUACAUACAAUCAAGUGAAUCGAAGAAAAUUUUGAAUGUUAAUCUAGAAGAUCUUUCAAACAUAGAAGAUAAUUUAUGUUGUAAAUCAUCAGAUGCUGGAACAAAUACAUCGUACGAUUUUAAUAAAUGUGAAAAUUCUUUCAAUGGUAGUAAUCGUUUUCAUGAAAAUGAUGUACAGAUAAAUAAGCAACCGUUAAGCAAUAAAACUUCAGAUACAACCAACUUAAAUAUUGAAAACAAUAAAAAUCCAAGAGCGUCUCUUUCAAAAUUAGAGUUUGUGUGUUCUCUAUAUGUAACGGCUUGCCCCACAAUUGUUCGACCAGGUGACGAGAAACGAGAGCCAGUCAAUUACAAAGACUUGGAGAAGGCAAUUCAAUUCAUUAAACCAAUAGGAUCAUUUAAGGUUUCAGAGACAAAAUGCGGCUUAAUUGCAACUUUCACUCAUGAAUUAGAUGCAGAUAAUCUGUUAUUAAAUUUAAAUUUGGCUCAAGCACUUCAUGGGCCAGUUCAAGUUGCAAGAUUCUCACGUCGAGAUGCUCGUUAUAAACAAAUAGCAACUCUAAGAGAUGUUCCAUGGUCUAUUCCAAUGCAAGAUAUUUGUACAGCAUUAACAUUUCAAGGUAUUUCUUAUGAAAACGUUGAUCGAUUUCGAAAUAAUGUACGAGUUGAAAUACUGGAUGCAAAUCAUUACGAAAAUUUAAUAUCACAAGGGCUUAAUUUUUUUGAUGCAGCUCGUUUUUUAGCAGUACCUGAACGAUGGUAUCGAAAUUCAAGAUCAAAUUCAGCAGCAAAUGAUGGUCACGAUACAGAUUCUGUUCUACAGUGCUAUCGUUGCCAAGGUUUUUGGCAUGUGGCGGCGAAUUGUCGACACUUACCCCGAUGUGUUCGAUGUGGUGAACCUCAUGGUGUAGAAUUUUGUCCACGUCCACGAAAUAAUCCAAUAUGCUGUCAUUGUUCAGGAGCACAUCAUGCUGCAUACAAAAGUUGUCCCGUUCGAGUACAAUUAAUGAAUGCUAUCCCUGUAAGUAUGUCAUUGUCUACAACAAGAAGUAUUUCGCAAUCUCGAGAAACAAGAUCACGUUGUCGAUCUUAAAAUUCGUCAUCCACUAGCUGCUACCACAUUAAAUCACAAUACACGCUGCUUCUUUUAAGUCUAGUUUUAACUAAAUUGUGUAUAAGUUUAUAAUUUACUCUAGUAAAAAAACCAAACACCCUAAUGUAAAAUAGUCACUUAUCAUCAUUGU